AUGACGCCAAAAUUUGCCAUCCUCGACGACUACCAGGGCAUCGCCCCGCCACAUUUUGCCCACCUGCAAUCGCGCGUCGACAUCACCAGCUUCCCCGAAACCCUCGAUCCUCGCGAUCCCCGCCAGCGCGACGAGCUCAUCCAGCGGCUGCAGCGCUUCGACGUCAUCCUUGCCAUGCGCGAGCGCACCCCUUUCGCCGCCGAGACCAUCGCCGCCCUUCCCAACCUGAAGCUCCUCCUCACGACUGGCACCCGCAACCUCUCCCUCGACCUGCAGGCCUGUGCCGAUCGCGGCAUCCCCGUCGCCGGCACCGAGGGUCGGCCGCCGGGCGUGAACUCGACGGUACAGCAUACCUGGGCGCUGAUCCUCGCACUGGCGAGACAUGUCGCCCGCGACGAUGCGGCUGUCAAGGCGGGUGCGUGGCAGGGAUCGCUAGGCAUGAAUCUCUCGGGCAAGACGCUGGCAUUGUUGGGAUUGGGUAAGUUGGGCUCGCAGGUCGGCAAGAUCGCCAUUCAGGCAUUUGACAUGAAUGUGCUGGCCUGGUCGUCGAACUUGACGCAAGAAAAGGCCGACGAGCAGGCGCAGGCGCAGGGAUUGCCGGCCGGAAGCUUCGACGUCGCCCCUUCCAAGACGGAGUUCUUCGCGCGCGCCGACGUUGUCAGUCUGCACAACGUUCUCUCGGAACGCAGUCGGGGUAUCGUCGGAGCGCCCGAACUAGCUACGAUGCAGCCCUCCGCAAUGAUUGUCAAUACCUCGCGGGGGCCUUUGAUCGACGAGCCGGCGCUGUUGGCGGCCCUUAACGCCGGUCAGAUUCGGGGUGCAGCCCUGGAUGUCUUUGACCCCGAGCCUUUGCCGGCUGAUAGUCCCUGGCGGACCACAGCUUGGGGCCGGGAUGGACGGAGUGAAGUGCUGUUGAGUCCGCAUAUGGGAUACGGCGAGGAGGAGCUGAUCAAUGGUUGGUAUCGCGAGGUGGCAGAGAACCUCGAACGAUGGCUAGACGGCAAGGAAUUGCUGCGGAAGAUGAACUGA
This is a messenger RNA of Penicillium argentinense, 1029 nucleotides long. Its product is annotated as D-2-hydroxyacid dehydrogenase family protein. The record is from RefSeq and is a predicted model, not a curated record. The transcript has a single exon. The coding region runs from base 1 to 1029 and encodes 342 amino acids. NCBI's taxonomy places the organism in Eukaryota, Fungi, Ascomycota, Eurotiomycetes, Eurotiales, Aspergillaceae. Gene Ontology annotation, molecular function: oxidoreductase activity, acting on the CH-OH group of donors, NAD or NADP as acceptor; NAD binding.